AACAGCAUGGUCCGUGCUGCUAUCUUUGCUAUUCCUCCAUUACUGAGAGGUGCUGCUGGAGUUAUUCCCAUUUGUUCAUCAUUCUUACAGCCAAAAUAUGCAGGUUUAUGUUACUGCACAGUAAAUGGCAAAAUGAAAUCCAAAAGAAAGUCGGAUCAUCUGGAGAGAACAGCAAAUGACUUUCGGCAGGAGAUUAUUUCUAAAGCGAAAGUGUGUGGAAUCACCAGUGAAUCUGAAACAGUUAAAAGGCUUCGUCUGGCAGUCGCAGAUAAAGAAUUUACUUUCAAGGCAGGGCAAUGGGUUGACUUCUUCAUACCUGGCGUUGCUGCCGUUGGUGGAUUUUCAAUAUGUUCAAGUCCUGCUCUGCUAGAACAGGAGGGAGAGUUGGAACUAGCAGUAAAAUAUACCGCGCAUCCUCCUGCUCAGUGGGUGCACACACAGUGCGCUGUCAACUCCGAGGUGGCUUUGCGAGUGGGAGGCAACUUCUUCUUUGACCCUCAUCCUGCCGACUCCCCUGUAGACCUCAUACUCAUAGCGGGUGGAGUGGGAAUCAACCCUUUGUUCUCCAUACUGCUCCAUGUCACGGACCUCCAUAGAAAACAAGAAAAGAAAGGAACCGGGUACAAAAUGGGAACGACUAGCCUGUUGUACAGUGCCAAGAACACGGACGAGCUGCUGUUUAGGAAACAUAUCCUUGGUUUAACAAAUGCAUUUCCUGGAAAGAUCAUAUGCAGUUUCCAUGUUACCCAGCAGAGUUCAGAAAUCUGUGAGAACCUUCAGCCUUACGUCAAGGAAGGAAGAAUAUCUGGAAAAGAUCUAGAAAAAUAUAUUUCCAAGGAGACACUUUGGUACAUCUGUGGUCCACCGCCAAUGAUAGAAUCCAUCUCCAAGCUGCUAGGAAACCUUGGUGUGGCUCAAAAGAACAUUUUCUUUGAAAAGUGGUGGUAGCAACAGCUGUCUACCGCAAAA
Euleptes europaea (tarantolino) is the source of this 969-nucleotide messenger RNA. It is a transcript of the gene OXNAD1, whose product is annotated as oxidoreductase NAD binding domain containing 1. Gene Ontology annotation, molecular function: oxidoreductase activity. Gene Ontology annotation, cellular component: mitochondrion. NCBI's taxonomy places the organism in Eukaryota, Metazoa, Chordata, Lepidosauria, Squamata, Sphaerodactylidae. The transcript has 7 exons. The record is from RefSeq and is a predicted model, not a curated record. Bases 7 to 948 code for a protein of 313 amino acids.